GGGCACCGAGCCCGCCACCCCCCCGCCACCCCCCCCGGGGCGCCCCCAGACCUCCCCCCAGACCCCCCUCGGACCCCCCCGAUGCCGCUGGGCCUCGGCCGCCGCAAGAAGCCGCCGCCGCUGGUGGAGAACGAGGAGGGGGCCGGGGGGCGCGGGGGGGGCCCCGGGCGAGCCCGGGGGCGCCCCGGGGGGAGCGUCGGGGCGCGGCCCCCCCCCCCCGCGCUGCGGCCGCGCCUCGUGUUCCACACGCAGUUGGCCCACGGGAGCCCCACCGGGAGGGUCGAGGGGUUCAGCAACGUCCGGGAGCUCUACGGCAAGAUCGGGGAGGCCUUCGGGAUCCCCCCGGCAGAGGUGCUGUUCUGCACGCUGAACACGCCCAAGGUGGACAUGGAGAAGCUGCUGGGGGGGCAGAUCGGCCUCGAGGAUUUCAUCUUCGCCCACACCAAGGGCCGCGCCAAGGACGUCACCGUGGAGAAGAGCGAGGACGCCCUGGGGCUGACCAUCACUGAUAACGGGGCGGGGUACGCCUUCAUCAAGCGGAUCCGGGAGGGCUCGGUGAUCGCGCGGAUCCCCCUGAUCGGGGUCGGGGACGUCAUCGAGGCCAUCGACGGGCGCAGCCUCGUGGGCGCGCGGCACUUCGAGGUGGCCCGGCUGCUGCAGGAGCUGCCCCGCGGGCACUGCUUCACCCUGCACCUCACCGAGCCCCGCCGCGCCUUCGACAUGAUUGCCCCCCGCUCGGGGGGGGGCCGGGGGGGGGCCCCCCAGGUGGGCUCGGGCCGGGGGACCCUCCGACUGCGCUCCCGUGGCCCCGCCACCGUCGAGGAGCAGCCCUCGGCCUUCGAGGAGCGGGCGGUGGCCAAGGUGGACGAUCUGCUGGAGAGUUACAUGGGCAUCCGGGACAGCGAGCUGGCCGCCACGAUGGUGGAGCUGGGCCGGGACGCUCGGGACCCCGACGCUCUGGCCGAGGCUCUGGACUCGCAGCUCGGCGACUUCGCCUUCCCCGACGAGUUCGUGUUCGACGUCUGGGGGGCCAUUGGGGACGCCAAGGUGGGGCGCUGCUAGAGCCCCCCACCCCCCCAGAGGGGACCCCCGGGAUCGGGGACACCCCCCAGGAAUGGGGAACGACCCCAGGACUGGGGACACCCCCCAGGAAUGGGGAACAACCCCGGCAUGGGGGACACCCCCCAGGAAUGGGGAACGACCCCGGGAUCGGGGACACCCCCCCCCUGGAUCCGGGGACCCACCUCAGGAAUGGGGAACCCACCCCAGAAAUGGGGAACCCCCCCCUUCUCCCCAAAAGAGACCCCCUGGACCAGGGACACCCCCCAGGAAUGGGGAACAUCCCCUGGGAAUGGGGAAGACCCCCCUAGGAAUGGAGAACAGCCCCCGGGGUCAGGGGACCUCCCCCAGGAUUGGGGGGUCUCCCCUAGGACCAGCAAAUCCCCCACCCCCUCCCCAGGACCAAGGAUCCCCCCCAUGGGGAACCCCCGGGACCAGGAACAACCCUUGGGACUCGGGAACAUCCCCCAGGACUGGGGAACCCCCCCAGGACCAGAGAACCCCCCAGGGAUAGGGGACCCCCCUGGGGUCAGGGGAACCCCCCCAGGACCAGGGAACCCCCCCAGGGAUCGGGGACCCCCCUGGGGUCAGGGGUACCCCCCGAGGAUCAGGGGACCCCCCAGGACUGUGCCUGUCCCCUACUGUGGGGGACCCCCCCAGGGUUGGGGAAUCCCCCCAGGAAUGGGGACCCCCCCCAGGCCUGACCCCCCCCUCCCAGGACUGGGAUCUCUCCCCAGCUGCUCCAGGCAGGGACCCCCAUGAUUGGGGCCCCCCCCGCUUGCUAAUGGGCCCCCCAAAAGCUGGAUCCCCCCAAAUCUGCUGGAGGUGGGGGACCCCUAAAGUGCCCUCAGCGCCCCCGGGGAGGCCCCCCCAAACCCCCCCUGCCCUCAGGACCCAGGUGUGUGUCCCCCCCCCAAUUCCAAACCCCCCAAAUGAGUUGCCCCCCUCCAAACUGGGCCCCCCCAAUGGACCUGGUGUGUCCCCUCCUGUCCCUAGACCCCCCCCGAAUUAUUUACCCCCCCCAAUGGACCUGGGUACCCCCCCAACUCCAGACCCCCCCCAAAUUACUUGCCCCCCCCCACCUGGGACUCCCCACUGCAUCCUGACCCCCCCCAAGGGACCUGGGUGCCCCCCUCAAAAUCCAGACCCCCCCCAAUUAAUAUCCCCCCCCAUGGGACCCCCCACUACAUCUGGUGACCCCCCCGAGGGUUUGGGUGCCCCCCCCCAGGUGGUCUGGGCCCCCCAAGAGGUGGAUGCCCCCCUAUUUUUUAGGACCCUCCCAUGACCUGGGUGCCCCCCCCCAAAUGGGACCCCCCCAAAGCACUCCUGGGCAUGAAGCCCCCCCCAAACACCCCCCUCACUCUGGGGGUCCCGGUGCCCCCCCCGACACCAAUGCCCCCCCCACGGGGGAGGCUGUUCCCCCUCUAGGGGCUUUUUUUUUUUUUUGGGGGGGGCAGGGGCUGGAGCAGCCCAGGGACCCCCCAAAAUCGGGGACAGCCCCCCCCCCUCCCCGCUGUGCCCCCCCCGGUGCCAAUCUGAGCCUGUCACACACUGUCACACACUGUCCCCCACCCCCCCGCACUGACAUCUCAGGGGGGUCUGGGGGGGCCCGGCCCCUCCCCCCGCCCGUGUCCUCGUCCCCGGGGGGUCCCGGGGGUGCCCCUCCCCCCCGGGAUAUUUUUGUAUCUUGGUGAAAAAUGAUUUUAACAUAAAAAAGAGAAAUCGG
Molecule: messenger RNA, 2785 nt
Organism: Pseudopipra pipra
Lineage: Eukaryota; Metazoa; Chordata; Aves; Passeriformes; Pipridae
Gene: GIPC1
Product: GIPC PDZ domain containing family member 1
Molecular function (GO): protein binding
Source: RefSeq, a predicted model, not a curated record